AUUUGCAGAAUGGGCGAAAAGUUUGGGUGGUAUUUAUGGUGUAAACAUGGGCCAACAAUAUUGGAUCAUAUUAACUAGCGAUAAAGUUGUUGGUGACCUUUUACAAAAGCGUGGUGGAAAGUAUUCAACCCGUAUGUCAAGUUAUUAUCUUCAUGAUAUAUAUACUAGAAGCAAAGGUUAUUUUGGUUGCCCAUAUAAUGAAAGGUUUAGGAUGCUUACACCUAUUUUGCAUGGAGCUGUGGGUCAGCGCAGUGUAAAAGAAAAUUCUGAUUUACUCACUAAUGAAUUUUGUUUACUUAUGCAAAAUAUUUGUAAAACUUCAACCAAUGCAAAAGAUGGUUUUUAUCCUAAACAAUGUUUUCAGCUCGCAAGUUUAAACAUUAUAACCAGUUUAUGUUUAAACAAGCGCACAGAAACUGUUAAUGAUCCAUAUUAUACUGAAUUUGAAGCAGUAAUGGGAGAACAUGUGGUUCUUGGUAGCAUUACAAAUAGAUUAUCAGAAUUUUUUCCCAUAGUGAAAUUGUUUCCAAACACUAGUUUUAUUAAGAAAUUAAUAGCAAGUAGAACAAAAGUUGAAGCUUUUUACAGCAAAAUGAUCAAAGAAGUUGAAGAUGAUAAAGAGAAGAAGCCUUGCAUUAUUAGAAAUUUUCUUAAUAAAAAGGAAGAAGGAAUCCUUGAUGAGCUAGAUAUUAUUUAUUUAUUAGAUGCGGUCUUUGCAGCUGGAACU
This is a messenger RNA of Racocetra persica, 727 nucleotides long. NCBI's taxonomy places the organism in Eukaryota, Fungi, Glomeromycota, Glomeromycetes, Diversisporales, Gigasporaceae. The record is from the annotation of a GenBank genome assembly.